Homo sapiens (human) is the source of this 3855-nucleotide messenger RNA. It is a transcript of the gene SPA17, whose product is annotated as sperm autoantigenic protein 17. The record is from RefSeq and is a predicted model, not a curated record. Bases 328 to 783 code for a protein of 151 amino acids. The transcript is spliced from 5 exons. Lineage: Eukaryota; Metazoa; Chordata; Mammalia; Primates; Hominidae. Gene Ontology annotation, biological process: binding of sperm to zona pellucida; single fertilization. Gene Ontology annotation, cellular component: cytoplasm; sperm principal piece; extracellular region.
CACCACUCUAGAAUGGUUCGAUACCCCCAUCUACUGCUCCCUCAGAAAAAGCAAAAGAGAGGAGUCAGGCGUGGUGGCGCGCGCCUGUAAUCCCAAUUGCUCGGGAGGCUGAGGCGGGAUCAUCGCUGGAGCCCAGGAGUUCGAGGCCAGAGACCCCCUCUCAAAGAAAAAAAAAGCGAUGAAACGAGAACCCUCCAUAGUCUGAGCCUCAUUAAACCGUCCAGUUCUCCCAACCUGGACCCCUACCACGGCCUCCGCCUCUAUUCCGCAUUGACGCACACUCUCACAUUAACAGGCCAGGUUCCAUAGGCAGUUCUUACCAAGAAGAUGUCGAUUCCAUUCUCCAACACCCACUACCGAAUUCCACAAGGAUUUGGGAAUCUUCUUGAAGGGCUGACACGCGAGAUUCUGAGAGAGCAACCGGACAAUAUACCAGCUUUUGCAGCAGCCUAUUUUGAGAGCCUUCUAGAGAAAAGAGAGAAAACCAACUUUGAUCCAGCAGAAUGGGGGAGUAAGGUAGAAGACCGCUUCUAUAACAAUCAUGCAUUCGAGGAGCAAGAACCACCUGAGAAAAGUGAUCCUAAACAAGAAGAGUCUCAGAUAUCUGGGAAGGAGGAAGAGACAUCAGUCACCAUCUUAGACUCUUCUGAGGAAGAUAAGGAAAAAGAAGAGGUUGCUGCUGUCAAAAUCCAAGCUGCCUUCCGGGGACACAUAGCCAGAGAGGAGGCAAAGAAAAUGAAAACAAAUAGUCUUCAAAAUGAGGAAAAAGAGGAAAACAAGUGAGGACACUGGUUUUACCUCCAGGAAACAUGAAAAAUAAUCCAAAUCCAUCAACCUUCUUAUUAAUGUCAUUUCUUCCUGAGGAAGGAAGAUUUGAUGUUGUGAAAUAACAUUCGUUACUGUUGUGAAAAUCUGUCAUGAGCAUUUGUUUAAUAAGCAUACCAUUGAAACAUGCCACUUGAAGAUUUCUCUGAGAUCAUGAGUUUGUUUACACUUGUCUCAAGCCUAUCUAUAGAGACCCUUGGAUUUAGAAUUAUAGAACUAAAGUAUCUGAGAUUACAGAGAUCUCAGAGGUUAUGUGUUCUAACUAUUAUCAAAUGAAUAAAUCCUCUCUAUCACAUCCCCCAAAAAUGUUCUUUAGCUCCUGUUUCACUCCUAGUGGUAAAGAAUUUCACUGCUUUUUAAGGAUAGUCUAUUUAAUUUUGGAAUUUUUAGAAAGAUAAGCUGGGACAAAAAUCUGCCUCCUUCAGCCUGGCCAACAUGGUGAAACCCCAUGUCUACUAAAAGUACAAAAAUUGGCCAGGCGUGGUGCGCACACCUGUAAUCCCAGCUACUCGGGAGGCUGAGGCAGGAGAAUCGCUUGAACCUGGGAAGUGGAGGCUGCAGUAAGCCGAGAUCGCACCACUGCACUCCAGCCUGGGCGACAGAGCAAGACUCUGUCUCAAAAACAAAACAAAACAAAAAAAAGCCUCUGCCUCCUUGUAAGUUUAACCCACUGGUUUUCAUUUAUCAUACAUGUAUUCAAUCAUUUAUUGAAAAUGUAUUGAGUACUAUUCAUGUGCUGGGAAUUAGUAGUGAAUACUUGUUCUUACACUCAUACAACUUACAAUGCUUUAUUGUUUUGCUCUCCAGAACCACACAGAACAAGACUAAUAACAUCAUAUUGUAAAAAGCAAAAGCUAUCAUAUCAUGCUGCCUUCUUCAGUUAAAACUUCCCAAGUUUUUAAAUAUACAAUGGUAAUGCCUGUUUAACAAACUCAGAGGCUUUAUCUCUUUUAUGUUUUCAAUGAUUCAUUCAAAUCCCUAGUGCCUUAGUUUUAGAAAGUUCCGUCUCUCCUUUUUGAGGCCUCUCCACCCUUGAUUGUCCAAGAAACUGAGGGUUCAUGUCUUAGACCAAAGGGUGCAGUUCUCUUCCCAAUACAAAAGGUAGAAAGUGGAGUCUUACCAUUUAGUUAAUGCUGUUGCCUUCUACCAUAAUGUUGUAGCAUAGUCCAGCAGACUGAGGUGAUUCUCUGGCUGGUUCCAAUUCCUGCCUGCACCAUAGUGGAUGGCCCAUGAUUUAGUUCCAGGAUUACAUCUCUCUUGGUUUAUAGUCACAAAGCCAGUGUUCCCCCAAAGCUUAAAAACAAGCCAGGAUGGCUCAGUCCUGAGGAGAUUCUAAAACCAGGUCUAUGUUGUCACAACAAAUACUCUCCUACAAACACUUUGAUCCUUGUCCUAGGCUUAGACAUGCUCUUUCUGCAAAGCAGUUUUAUUUCAGGUGCCUCACUGCCCUUCCCUGGCACUGAGCCUUUAUCAGGCUCUGCAACAGAGGUUCCCCCAAGUGAUCGCCACUCAAACACAGUUGAUUCACACCAACCCUUUCAAGGUUGUGGCUUUCAUUCUCUAAUGUCCACUCAUACAGGCAGCCUUUCUCCUUCCAAAAUCUUGCUGCCACUGUAGAGAGUUUCAUGCUAGCUAAACACAAGUCUCUAAUAUCCCCCUUCCUCUCCUCCUUAACCCCUCUCCUCCAGGCUUACAGAGGAAAAGAAAUCAGUUCUCCUCCAGGAUUCCAGCUGUUCGUCCCUCCCAUUCCACUGAAAGCACCAGCUUCUAACACCUUCCCCUCUCAGACAGAGCCAUCCUGCUUAGCGGAUUGUCAAGGGGGGACCCAGAAUUUAUGCAAAGACUUAGAUUCCCUGACCUGGAGAGAUCAGAAGAGGAAAAAAGGGAUUUUUUCCCUAGUGAGUAUAUAGCAGGAAAAAAAAAAAAGAUGAGUUAGCUUUUUCAGUAAUUCUCCUGUUAUACACAUAAAGUGACUAGCACUAUGCAUUCCAUACACACACACACACACACACAGAUCUCAUGGUAGUGAUAUUGGUAGUGAAGGAGGAAAAGGAAAAGGUGAGCAAUGGAUGUGAUAUUAUGAGAACAACACAUAUGAAUGACACUUUAUUAGAACUUAUCUGGUUUUCCUCUUAUCUCUCUGGCUGUUCCUUCUCAAUUCCCUUCACUGGUAACUCUUCAACUCCCCAACCACUAAAUGCUAAGUGCCCUUAGGCUCAGUCUUUCGACCCCAUUUCUACACUCACUUGAUUUCCUGCAGUUUCAUAGCUUUAAAAUCCAAUCUUCUUAAUGAUCACUCCCAGACCUUUCUCUCCUCUGCCUGCGAACUUCUAUAUUCAACUGCCUACAUAACAUCCCCAUUUGGAUGUCUAUAGGCAUCUCAAAAGUAACAUAUAAAAAAUGAAUCCUGAUAUUGCCCCCAAAUCUGAAACUUCCCCCACACCCAAGUUUUUCCAUUCAAAAAUGGCUGCUCCAUUCUUCCAUUUGCUCAGGCCAAAAACCUUGGAUUCAUCUUUAAUGCGUCACUUUCUUUCACACCCCAUAUACAAUCUAUCAGCAAAACCUGUGGGCUGUACCUAUAAAAUAAUACUCAGAAUCUGCCUACUUCUAACCACUUCCAUUGUUACCGCCUUGGUCCUAGUUCCCAUGAUAGCCUUGUGAAUUAUUGCAAUAACCUAUAUUGGCCAGUGAUUAUCUCACUACUACUGCACAACCCAUUCCAAAGUUAGUGGUUUAAGACAAUUAUAUUUUCUCCUGGGUCUGUAGGUCAGUGGUAAUGUAGCUAAGCUAGGCUGGACUACAAUCUCAAGGUUAGGUUCAGGUCAGCUCUAAGCUGUGGGUUUGUGGGCUGACAGGAAGGUCUGCUUCAGGCUGUGGGCCCAAGGGUCAGCUGCAGCACAGUGCCUCUGCUUCACGUGUCCUUUUCUGAGCCCCUGCUGAAAGACGUUAUCCAGGACAAGCUCUUCUCAUGCUGGUCACAGAAGACAAGCAGGAAAACCCAGCAUGCAAGAAUAUUUCAAGCUUUUGCUC